AUGGGCAUUCUCGAGUCGUUCUAUUUCGCAAUUUACAAUUAUUUUGGCGGCAAUCAUUUUUUGAUCUACGUCGUUGGCGGAACACUAGUGGUGAACUUUGGCUUUUGGGUGUUCAAUCUAUUCUUCAUGUUCCUCGAUGUCGUCCAACCGAGAUGGGCGCGCGCCUACAAAAUUCAGGACGAGAGAAUGCCGACGAUGUCGCGCUAUUGUCAAGCGAUGCGAACGGUGGUCGCGAAUCAGUUCGUCGUGGGACCACUAAUCACCGUGUUGUGGUACCACGCCGCCGAAUGGCGAGGAAUGCGAUUCGAGGCGCCGCUUCCGACCGCCGGCGAAUGCCUGCGCGACAUUGCCAUCUCGAUUGUGAGCCAGGAAAUUGGAUUCUACUAUUCGCAUAGACUCUUCCAUCAUCCGUCGAUCUACAAGCACAUUCAUAAGAAGCAUCACGAAUGGACGGCUCCAGUGUCCAUCACCAGCAUCUAUGCUCAUCCGUUGGAGCACGCCGUUUCAAAUUUGAGUCCCGUUCUAUUGGGACCAUUUGUCGCCGGGAGUCACGUCGUCACAUUGUGGAUAUGGGCGUCGAUUGCGAUUUUGUCGACGACGUUCUCGCACUCCGGCUAUCAUUUGCCGUUCAUGCCGUCGCCUGAAGCGCACGAUUAUCAUCAUAAAUACUUCAACGAGUGCUUCGGCACAGUGCUAUUGGAUCGUCUUCACGGGACGAACAAGAAUUUCCGAGCGUCGAUCGAAGCGAAACGAGAUUAUAUGAGUUUGCGAUUGACGCCAGUCAAGCAGCUUCAUCCGCAAAAAUAA
Messenger RNA from Caenorhabditis bovis, 807 nucleotides. NCBI's taxonomy places the organism in Eukaryota, Metazoa, Nematoda, Chromadorea, Rhabditida, Rhabditidae. The record is from the annotation of a GenBank genome assembly.